CGCUGCGCGAGUAGCGUCAGCAUUGCCCCACUCACUGAAGCGGAGAGCAAACGGAGAGAAUUGAGAAUCAUGGAAACGCUGGUGCUCGAGCCUGUCGGGGUGUUGCACCCAGUCCUACAAAAGCUGCCAGAUUUUCUAGUGCGAAGGCUAAUCCGCCGGGAUGUGGCAUCGCAGCUGCGCUACUUGUACGGACUCUCUGCAGAAGAGCAGCUCCAGGGCCUUGUUAAUUUCGUCCAGAAUGCCAAGCAAAUGCCCGUCAUGGAAGCAGGGGGCUCUUUCCGGGACGAGCUCUAUGAUGUUGAUUUCUUCAAACUGCUGCUUGGAAAGCAUCUCAAGUACAGCUGCUUGUUGUACGAGGAUCCUUCGUUCACGGACGAGCAAGCCGAGGAAGCCAUGUUUAAGCUGUGCUGCGACAGAGCACGAAUCGAGGACGGGCAGCGUAUCUUGGAUCUUGGAGGCGGCUAUGGCGGACUGGUUAUGUAUAUCGCGCAAAAGUUUCCUUCAUGCCAGAUUACUUCCAUAGCCGAUUCAAGAGUCCAAACUGAGCACAUCCGAGAGGAAUGCAGAAAAAGAGGCUUGGUAAACGUUGAGGCGAUUGAUUGCGACAUAACAAGCACCAAAAUCACGCAGAAUUUCGACAGGAUCUUCUGCAUCGGCGUUUUCGAGCACAUGACAAACUAUCAAAAGUUUAUGAAGAUAGUCUCCAAUCUUAUGAAUGAAGGAGGUCUCUUCUUCGUGGAACAUCCUUGCCACAAGCUAUUCGCAUACCGCACGACAGCGGGCAACAGGAUGCUGGCAGACGCAUUGCCAUUAUAUUUCCAGGACGAUUUUGUGAUCCUCGAUCACUGGCGAGUAAAUGGAACCCAUCAAGGAAGAUCUUGUGAAGCCUGGAUGAGAAAUCUGGAUGCCAAAUUCGACCAAGUUCACGCCUUGUUUGCAAAGGCCUAUGGAGAGGACAAGGCAAGCAAGAGAUUGGGAGGCUUUAGAUCAAACCUCCUCUUGGGGACGGAAAUGUUCAACUUCAACAAUGGUGAGGAAUGGUUUGUUUCACACAAGCUCUUCCAAAAGAGACUCUAAAGUUUCUAAGCAAUGUAGAUUAAAUUGGUACUAUAGUGUUUGAAUUUAUCAUUUAGGGCAAAGCUUCUUAGGGUUCUUUGGGCAGAGGAAGAUGGAGGGCGCGCUCUCCAAAGCGAGUAGCUUCUUGCUGGCACGGCGGGCAAAGAAGGAGAUGAACUCCAUCGGCGACGAUUUCAAUUCCCUAUCUUCCACCGUAGAGACGAGCGCCAAGCUUCUCUUCAACCGCCUAAAAGGAAGGAUGCAAACACCUCUCCCCGAUCUCCUCCACAGCUACAAUCUCCCGCGAGGGAUCUUCCCCAAGAACGCCACGCACUACGAAUUCGACGAGGCCACCGGCAAGCUCACCGUGAUGCUCCCAUGGAUCUGCGAGUGCUGCUUCCGGGACUCGUCCAUUCUGAGGUACGCCGCCACAGUCACCGCCACUCUCCAGCACGGCAAGCUCGUGGACGUGGAGGGCAUCAAGACCAAAGUUCUCAUCUGGGUCAAGGUGGCUGCCAUCUCCGUCCCCACGGAUCAUCCCGGCGACAAGGUCUACUUCUCGGUGGGGAUGAAGAAGUCGCGACCCAGAGAGGUGUAUGAAGUUCUCAAGGAUGCCUUGGAAGUGGAGGAAUUCUAAGUCAAUCACGCGGGAAAGGAUACACUGUAAACUAAUAAGAGAAGCUUGCUUUUA
Molecule: messenger RNA, 1747 nt
Organism: Selaginella moellendorffii
Lineage: Eukaryota; Viridiplantae; Streptophyta; Lycopodiopsida; Selaginellales; Selaginellaceae
Product: (S)-coclaurine N-methyltransferase
Exons: 9
Coding region: 70-1077 (335 amino acids)
Source: RefSeq, a predicted model, not a curated record